GAUUGUUAAGCGCGGGCCGCUAACACAUACAGACUAUCAACUCUUCCACUCUCCAAAACCACGUUUAUUUUUCAAUCUCAAUUUGCAAGCACACAUUGGAAACAAUUGUGAAACCGAUGUAUACACAGAGAAAGUGUUUUGCUCUGCAUGCGGUACAUUACUAACCAUCUGUCUGGAACAGUUCACGUCUUUGGCCAAGUACUGCUUUCUACUUGUGGAUAAAAUAUCACUUUUAUUAUUAUUUAAGAAAGAUGGCAUCAACUCAGAGCAUGAAAUCAGAAGUACAGUGCGCUGUAGACUUCCUCCGAAGCCAUCUAUACAACAAACUGCCUCGUCGAAGGGUCAACGUCCUGGCUGAGGAGAUAGAGAAAGCCCUCUACCUCAAGUUUGGCGGUCACUGGUAUCCUGGUCAACCCAAUAAAGGAUCAGGCUACAGGUGUAUCCGAAUCAACCGUCUCAAGGUGGAUCCAGCUGUCGAGUCUGCCAUUAUACAGAGUGGUUUAGACGUGGAUGAGGUGGUAGAGAACCUUCCUCAAGAACUAACAAUGUGGAUGGACCCUGGUGAAGUGAGUUAUCGAAUCACAGAGAAGGGCGUGGUCACCGUCAUCUACAAACAGGAGACAGUCGUCGAAGAGGGUGCUGAACCUGAAGCUCCAUUCUCAUUGGUUGAUUCUUUGGGUUCAUCCCUGCAAGGAUUUCACAUCAAUGCCGCACCGUCCGUCCCGUCUACAAGUGGUACUACCAGUCCUGUAGCUCCGGGUAGUCCUGGUGGUAGAUCGUCCAGUAGCUCCACAUCUACAAGUGGUGCAACCACUCUCGUCCGACCAAACGCACUCACCUUUACUGCAGCCUCAUUUGCUCAGACCAAAUUCGGUUCAACCAAACCCAAGAAUUCGGGUAAACGAGUCAACUUCCAGCAGCUAUCCCCGACAGAGUUUGCAAACUACAUGAAACAGCGAUCAGCUAUGAAGAACUACCGCAGCAGUCAACGUUCACCGCAGCAGCUCUCACCUAAUGCUCGAGAGUUCGUUCCUUCAAUGCAGAACCAGUACACAACACCAUGGAGUGAUGCCAGUGGUACUCCUGGAGCCGGUAUCCAGACAACACAUGCUUCUCCUACAUCACAUACUACAGAGAGUUGGUUUCUACCUGAGGGAUGGGGUCUACCUACUACAAGUCCAGCUGACCAGUAUAAUCAACAACCCUCAAUGAUUGCGGCCAACUAGCUCAAGAACUGUGGGCUCUUAACAUCAACAAUGCGACCGUUUUCAUAUCGCUGAAAUAUAGCCUCAUUCGCACUCUUAACGUGCUGUGUUAAAAACUCAAGAAGUACUUCCGUUUUUUUGAAUUGCAAAGUGCAACACGUUUCAUUGUUGCACUCCGCAGCUUUAUAGCCGAACUAUUUUUUCAUGAAUUGUUACUGUUGUUUAAGAAUUCAAAUACUAUUUACACGAUUUUACUAUUCUAUACUAUAUAGCGCAUACUAUUUUGAUAUUACAAUGGAGGCCGGUAAUCCUCUAUUUUUUUUACAAAUGGACAUAAAAUGGAAGGCUUUAAGUACUGCGUAUUGUUAUGUGGUUUAUGAUUGUGUAAUGCUACCAUAUUUCUCUCUCAUAAUUAUUCUCUUUCUCUCAUCUUUUCCUUUCUCUUUCCUCUUUUCCCUUUUCUCUGAUUGUUGUACAUAAAAUGCGAGAUUGUAUUUCGACGGCCUAAUAGCUUUCAUUCGUCAAUCACUUCAUUUAAUGUCGAAAAUAUGUCAUUAUAACAGGGAAGGUACAGAGUAUGUCAAUAUAUUUUGUCUCUUUCUUGGCAUACCCUGUACUCAGGUCCCGCGUGGCAUAUUUUGUACAUAGUACGACUGACAUAUAUCAUGAUUAUUCAAGGUGAGCUUCAGCUGUACCUCAUAAAUUAUACAUACCGUAUCAAGUAUUGAAAUAGUAAUUUUGUACUCGUAAUUUUAAUCUACAACACAAGAAUUGUACAGUUUCUUAUUGGAUUUUGGCCAGUGUUUUAUGACGAAGCAGUAACCAAAGGCGACCGUGCACUUGAGCCAACCGCCGCUGCUAUGUGUAGAUGUAGGAUAGUAAAUACACAUAACGCACGCACAUACACAAACACACAAACACACGCACAUGUGUAUUGUGCAUGUCAAAUUCCAAUAGUAUUCUGUGUGUAGCUUGUGUGAUAUGCAAAUCAUGUCACGUGAUUAAUUACUUGGUGGCGUGUUUGUCACCAUGUACACUGACGUACUUGAAAAUCAAUUCAUCUAGACAAGAUUUUAUAUAAUUUCAAUCCCUGUGACAUUUUUUAGUCCAGUGGGAUAUAUUUUCUUACGCAAUUUGUACAUAUAUAUUUUUUCGCUUGUUUUAACUUUUAAAUAUUGACCGAUUUGAAAGUUUAUGUAUAGUCCUUUCGUAAAGAGCGGUUCUGGGUCUAAGGCUUUAAUUACUAAAGAAAUUAGAAUUAUUUAUGACAUCUGUGUAAAUUUUGUGUGAAAUUGAUGAUAUAUAUAUUUUUCUUUCGAAGAAGGAACGUGCAUAUUUUGCCUUGAAUCUCACCUUGUUAUUAAUUGUCGCCAUCUACGUUCACUAGAAUCCCAUUCCUGGCAAAACAUCUCUCACCAGUUGAUAUUUUCAGAACGGAGCUAUUCCUCCUCAAAUUCUUCAAAUUUUACUUCAAAUGGUAUAAUAUAGUACUAAUCACAACCGACUUUUUUAUAUAAAAUAUAUAAGUGACAAGCCUCUUCUAACGGAUGUGACUAUUGACCUUGGUAUACCAAGAAUAUUCGCACAACUAUUUGAUGGUAGCGAAUGAGACAAGAAGGUGUCGGGUUUACUUUAUGACAGUGUAGACGAGCUUUAAGGUGAAUUCUUGUUUGUUACGGACUGUGCAAUACAACAUGUACUUAUUUUUCAAGGAUUGGAUGGUGCGUCUAUCCGUUCAGCCAUGAUUAUAUUAUGAUCAAAUUUGUAAGUUUAUAUUAAAUAUACUUUCAGAGCAUAACAAAAA
Messenger RNA from Strongylocentrotus purpuratus (purple sea urchin), 3009 nucleotides. Its product is annotated as protein Tob1. Gene Ontology annotation, biological process: regulation of gene expression. The record is from RefSeq and is a predicted model, not a curated record. The coding region runs from base 252 to 1226 and encodes 324 amino acids. Gene Ontology annotation, molecular function: transcription corepressor activity. The transcript is spliced from 2 exons. NCBI's taxonomy places the organism in Eukaryota, Metazoa, Echinodermata, Echinoidea, Camarodonta, Strongylocentrotidae. Gene Ontology annotation, cellular component: cytoplasm; nucleus.